AUGGGACAACUCAGGUGGUGUGAUUACAUGGCGGCAAUUGGACAGAGGACCGAGGAGUGUGAGCCGGAUUCGAAAAGUUUGGAAAUUCAGCGACAAGUGGAGAUGAGUAGGUGAUACUAAUCUCAAUUUUGAAGCCGAAUAAUGAAUAUUUCAAUAAGCUACUGUCAUCGUUUUUUUCAGAGAUACCGUAUCCCGACUACAAUCUAUGUACUGGCCACUAUGGUUAUUGCUACGCUUCAGAGGAGUGUGAAAGCGGGACGGUGUGUAAACAAACUUUUACGGAGAGGAAGUGCUGCACCUCGCCUUACAGUCAAUGUCCGAGCGUCGAUGAGCUUGGAUAUACAUGUCUCAAACAUCAUCCCACGAAUUGGUAAGCACUCAAAGAGAAAAAUCAUUCUUUUUUACGCGAAAUUCGAAGAGACAUGGCCGGUAACGACUGUUGAUUACUGUGCUUGUCACGGCAAAGAGAAGCUAAAAUUCUUAGGGAAUAAUGUUUGGUAUAGUAACUAAUUUUGUGCGAGAUUUAAGAAAAUUUUAAGCCUUGCCCUUCGAGCACUCGCUCUUUGAAUAUUACUCAUUUCCACAAUUUCAGGUGCCUCCGCGACGACGACUGUGACCCGGCCCGCACCAACCGCUACCUCUGCUGUCCGACCGGCUGCAAUUACAACGUGUGUGUGCGGUCGCGCGGCUAUCGGCCCAACCAGCUCGCCCAGCAGAUCAGCAUCAUGCAGGCCGCCAACAACGGACUGGGUAGGUUGGACGAGCCGGGCUUCCUGGUCUAUCCGAUCCUGAAAAGGAAGGACCCGCUCAUAAUACCGCACAAACCGCCCACCUGGCAACAGAACAGCAUUGUGUGGAAUUAUGAGAAAGAGAGGGAGUUGGCGCGCAAACGACAUAAGGUAGAGGACAGAAAAGUUUAGGGAGUGCUGUGUGUGGGCGGGAGUGUAAAUGCGGUUGCUGGUGGGGCUGGGCACGAAAUUUUCGAAGAUUGAGAGUAAUGAAGCUAGGCGGCUUCAUGAUUCAACUGGAGCUGUUUUCAGGCUUAGAACCAAAGAUUUUGGCCUUGAUUUUUGCCGCUGAAAUCUCUGUUAUGGGUGCUUAAUACUCAAAUAAAUUUGUGGCCAUUUUAAAUAUCAUGAAUUACUAUAUCAUCUAUAUUCUUGCUAACACGUAUUUUACCAUUCACCUAAGACUUUAUAACUCUCAAAAACUUGCACUUGCAGCACUUGCUACUUCAACUAACCCUUAACUUUUGCCCACCUUUAGGAGUUGUUCGCGUCCCUUCAACGUGUCCGUCGGCGCUAUCGCUGGCAGUGACCUGCCAACGACACUACAGUCGUCGUCGUUGGCGCCCAACUACCUCAUGGUGCAGCACGCACGACGAUUGUCGGCCGUCGCGGCACGGUGACCGCAGUUGUUGCUCCACGCCGUGUGGCUACAGCCUGUGCGUGACGAAGCUGAGUGGAGGGACUUGGUUCAUUGGCUGA
Bursaphelenchus xylophilus (pine wood nematode) is the source of this 1487-nucleotide messenger RNA. The record is from the annotation of a GenBank genome assembly. NCBI's taxonomy places the organism in Eukaryota, Metazoa, Nematoda, Chromadorea, Rhabditida, Aphelenchoididae.